CCGCAGAUCACUCGGUAGCUUUCUGUGCCCUCGAGAUAUGGCCCAAGGUUAUUUUCCUAUCGUCACCCUACGUGGAACUACUUGUCAGGUCGCAAAAAGUCUUGAGAAACUCAACCAACCAUGGGAGUCAUACCUGGAAGACUGGAAAGAGACGCCAGGAGGUUUGAACGACCUCGAGAAAGUCACCGGUAUCAGCGUUAGAGGGUGGAUUUGCGACUGGGAGGAGGAUGAAGUAAACGUACUUCUAGGACAACGCGCGGAGGAGGACUCGUCGCCAGGUCUUCACGAGGCGUUUGGAGGGAAAUGUGAUCCCCGGGAAAGCAUCCCGGAAGCUUUAAUUCGUGAAGUCUUCGAAGAGACCGGUCAAGAUAUCCUCUUUAUACAUGCCUUGGUAGGGGUUGAUGCCUUUCUUACUCCUCGCUCUAAGCGGUGGAUUGCCCAACUUCACUUCCUAAUUGAGGUUGCGCGGAACUCCGAGUCUCUCGGCAGCAGAGGCUUUCACAUUCGAUUGGACCCAGUCGAACAUCAAUCCUACAUUUGGGCUCCUGGAAAACUCGAUGCAUUGAAUAGCCUACAGCUCACAGAGGCUACCAGAAACCAUCUUCAGUUAGCAGUUGAAGCGUUCCGAGAGGAAUACCCAAAAGGAUCGAGGCAACGAAAUUCCCCGUCGUCUAAACCGCCGCUCUGAUUUGAAAAAAGCUUGUCAUGGAAAGGCUGGUUGCUUUUGAAAAACACGAGUCAAAUUUUCUGCAUCUCUCUGUGUCGGUCUCUCUGUCUCUCUGUCUCUCUUCGGAAUAACUUUCGUUUACCAAUGUUUAUGAUGAAUUUGGACUAGAUAUACAUAGUGUCAAGGGUGGGCGCUCGAAGGCUAGUCCAUGGCAGACGGGUCGAGCCAGCAAAAUCCGCAAUUUGAAAGAUAUAUCUAAGACCACAC
Molecule: messenger RNA, 934 nt
Organism: Penicillium brasilianum
Lineage: Eukaryota; Fungi; Ascomycota; Eurotiomycetes; Eurotiales; Aspergillaceae
Source: the annotation of a GenBank genome assembly